Messenger RNA from Temnothorax curvispinosus, 1552 nucleotides. RefSeq names its product glutamine--fructose-6-phosphate aminotransferase [isomerizing] 2-like. NCBI's taxonomy places the organism in Eukaryota, Metazoa, Arthropoda, Insecta, Hymenoptera, Formicidae. The coding region runs from base 149 to 1552 and encodes 467 amino acids. Gene Ontology annotation, molecular function: carbohydrate derivative binding; L-glutamine:D-fructose-6-phosphate transaminase (isomerizing) activity. The transcript is spliced from 8 exons. Gene Ontology annotation, biological process: carbohydrate derivative biosynthetic process; fructose 6-phosphate metabolic process; UDP-N-acetylglucosamine metabolic process. The record is from RefSeq and is a predicted model, not a curated record.
GCUUGUUCUCUAUGCCCGAUUAACUGUCUCGGUGACGUGUGAUUUGCUCGUUGUAAAUAAAUGUAAUCAGUUAUUUUUAACUACAAGCGCUUGGCCGUCUUUCUGACUUUUAUGGAUAAAGACGAUGGAUGGGUGGAUGGAUGGAUAGAUGAUGGACGGUAUAUCGCGCUACGCUUUCCAUCAUCGUCCGCAUGGCAGAAAUCCAGAACUUCCGGUGAUUCCACGUAGCGAGAGUACAUCCGAGUUUCAACCUCUUGAGGAUAAGGAGGUCGAAUAUUUCUUCGCUUCGGAUGCGAGUUCCAUAAUCGAGCACACGAAUCGCGUGAUAUUCUUAGAGGAUGACGAUGUGGCAGCCGUUAAAGAAGGCGCGCUGAGUAUUCAUCGUCUUCGUCGUUGCAUGGAUGAUCCUCACGCUCGCGAAAUCACGACACUGAAGAUGGAGAUCCAGCAGAUCAUGAAAGGCAAUUACGAUUACUUCAUGCAGAAGGAGAUUUUCGAGCAGCCAGAGUCGGUGGUGAACACUAUGAGGGGACGCUUGAAUUUUCAAGACAACUCAGUCACCUUAGGCGGAAUUAAGGAUUACAUUCCCGAGAUCAAAAGAUGCAGACGUCUCAUGCUAAUCGGUUGCGGUACGAGCUAUCAUUCUGCCAUAGCUACGCGGCAGCUUCUCGAGGAACUGACAGAAUUGCCAGUAAUGGUUGAGCUCGCAUCCGAUUUUUUGGAUCGUAAUACGCCAGUUUUUCGAGACGACGUCUGCUUUUUUAUUUCUCAAUCGGGUGAGACAGCUGACACGUUAAUGGCGUUACGUUAUUGCAAAAGUCGCGGAGCUCUUAUCGUGGGUAUAACUAACACGGUCGGCAGUAGUAUCUGUCGCGAAUCUCAUUGUGGCGUGCAUAUCAACGCCGGUCCCGAGAUCGGUGUAGCAAGUACUAAGGCUUACACCUCGCAAUUCAUCUCUCUCGUGAUGUUUGCACUGGUAAUGAGCGAGGACAGAAUCUCUCUUCGCGCGAGACGCUUACAGAUUAUCAAAGGCUUGAAAAAUCUCGAUAAUCUCAUUCGCGAAGUAUUGAAGCUUGACGAUAAAGUUAAGGAACUAGCCAAGUCUUUGUUUCAACACAAGUCCUUGUUGAUCAUGGGGCGCGGAUACAAUUUCGCUACGUGCAUGGAAGGUGCACUCAAAGUAAAAGAAUUGACAUACAUGCACAGCGAGGGAAUUAUGGCCGGUGAAUUGAAACAUGGCCCUUUAGCUCUCGUUGACGAUUCCAUGCCGGUAAUUAUGAUCGUAAUGAGAGAUCCAGUUUACGUGAAAUGCAUGAAUGCACUUCAACAAGUUACCGCGCGAGACGGUAAGCCUAUUGUUAUCUGCGAGGAAGGGGACGAGGAAACGAAGGCUUUUGCCGAUAGGGCUCUUGAGAUACCUAAAACUGUCGAUUGCCUACAAGGAAUUCUCACCGUUAUUCCCAUGCAGUUAUUGUCUUUCCAUAUUGCGGUUUUGCGUGGCUGCAACGUCGAUUGUCCGAGAAACUUGGCCAAGUCGGUCACGGUUGAGUAA